This is a messenger RNA of Clupea harengus (Atlantic herring), 3217 nucleotides long. Its product is annotated as long-chain fatty acid transport protein 1. Lineage: Eukaryota; Metazoa; Chordata; Actinopteri; Clupeiformes; Clupeidae. Gene Ontology annotation, biological process: long-chain fatty acid metabolic process; long-chain fatty acid import into cell; medium-chain fatty acid transport. Gene Ontology annotation, molecular function: oleoyl-CoA ligase activity; long-chain fatty acid transmembrane transporter activity. Gene Ontology annotation, cellular component: mitochondrial inner membrane; endoplasmic reticulum membrane; plasma membrane. The record is from RefSeq and is a predicted model, not a curated record.
GUUUGAGUUGCUAUGCGUGGUAGAGGACUAUAAAGACUGCACGGUGUAGCUUACACUAGCGAUUAAUACCAAGAAGUAACAUCGUAGCGCUGCAUAGGCUACAUAGCUAACUGAAUAGCCUACCGGGUCAUAUUUUAAAACGAUUACAAUUCCUCGUGGUUUGUCGUAAAAUAUUGCCAGUCGACGUGAACAACAUCAUUGUGAUCAUGGCAGCAUCGUCGUAGGUUGGACGAUAAAUGUUUGUUAUUUUUUCUUCCAUUCACACACUCCGUUGUUUAUUCUCGGCAGACUUUAAAGGCUUUUCACUUUGUAAGAAACAGCCGAUAAACCCCAACACUUGACGCCAAACGAGUGUUUGCAAAACAGACGUUCACCCCUGCGUUUACCGAAUCAUAUAUCCGACAGGAAAAGAGGGAAAGUUGGGGACAGGAUGCUCAGUCUGGUGCGGGUCCCAGUGGCGGUGAGCUCCCUAGGGCUACUGCGGCUACUGGGCGCCCCAUGGUCCUGGAGCCUGGCCGCGGGGCUGGGGGUUUACCUGAGCACUGGGGGCUGGAAGUUCCUCUAUGUGGUCCUCCGGACGGCUAAAAGGGACCUGAUUGGCCUGUACGUGCUCUUGCGCGUGAAGUUCGCCAUCCGCCGGCACAUGCGCCUGGGCAGCACCAUCCCCUCCAUCUUCGCGGCCACUGCGGCGCGCCACCCCGACAAGCCGGCGCUGGUGUGCGAGAGCACGGGCGAGGUGUGGACGUUCGCGCAGCUGGCCCGCCGCUCGGACGCGGUGGCUCAGUGGGCGCUGACGCGGGGCUGGGUGGCCGGCGACGUGGUGGCGGUGUACGCCGAGAGCCGUCCCGAGCUGGUGGCGCUGUGGCUGGGCCUGGCCAAGGUGAGCGUGGAGGCGGCGCUGCUCAACUUCAACCUGCGCCAACACGCCCUGCUGCACUGCAUCGGGGCGUCCGGAGCCAGAGCGCUCGUGUUCGGGGCAGAGCUGGCCGAUGCUGUGCAGGAGGUGACAUCUGCGCUGGGUCCAUCCAUGCAGCUCUUCUGCACGGGCGUCCUGAGGCCUGAGCUCCUGCAGUCCCUCUCCGCCCUCAACCUGGACCUGAUCUUGGCCUCCACUCCACAGACGCCGCCGCCACCGCAAAAACUCAACAAGGGCUUCAACGACAGGCUCUUCUAUAUCUAUACCUCGGGGACCACUGGGCUACCUAAAGCUGCUAUCGUAGUACACAGCAGGUAUUUCCGCAUCGCUGCGUUCGGGUACUACUCUUUCGGCAUGCGGCCAGAUGACAUCAUCUACAACUGCCUGCCCCUCUACCACUCAGCAGGUAACAUCAUGGGGGUGGGGCAGUGUCUGUUGUACGGACUCACAGUUGUGAUAAAGAGGAAGUUCUCCGCCAGCCGGUUCUGGGACGACUGCAUCAAAUACAACUGCACAGUGGUGCAGUACAUCGGCGAGAUCUGCCGUUACCUGCUCUCCCAGCCGGUGCGUCCGUCAGAGUCGUCCCACCGUGUGCGUCUGGCCGUGGGCAACGGCCUGCGGCCCAGCGUUUGGGAGGCCUUCACCCAGCGCUUCCGGGUCAAGCAGGUCGGAGAGUUCUAUGGCGCCACUGAAUGCAACUGCAGCAUCGCCAACAUGGAUGGCAAGGUGGGGGCGUGUGGCUUCAACAGCAGGAUCCUGCCCAGCGUGUACCCCAUCCAGCUGGUGAGGGUGAAUGAGGAGAACAUGGAGCUGGUGCGGGACAGCAGGGGACUGUGCUUUCCCUGCAAAACAGGGGAGCCUGGACUGCUUGUGGGGAAAAUCAAUCAGCAAGACCCUCUGCGUCGCUUCGACGGCUACGCCAACCAGGACGCCACCAGCAAGAAAAUUGCCCACAAUGUCUUCAAAAAGGGAGACACGGCGUACCUGUCAGGUGACGUGCUGGUGAUGGAUGACCUGGGCUACAUGUACUUCCGGGACCGUAGUGGAGACACGUUCCGCUGGAAGGGGGAGAACGUCUCCACCACAGAGGUAGAGGGCACCCUGAGUGGCCUGCUGGGCCAGACGGACGUGGCGGUGUACGGGGUACCUGUGCCAGGUGCGGAGGGUAAGGCAGGCAUGGCGACUAUCGCUGAGGCCACGGGUGGCUUUGACUGUGAGGCAUUCCUGAGGGAGGUCCAAGCUGCGCUUCCUCCCUAUGCCAGACCCGUCUUCCUGCGUCUCUCGGCACAGGUCGACACCACAGGAACCUUUAAAAUCCAGAAGACGAGGCUUCAGAAGGAAGGAUUUGACCCGCGUCACUCUACCGACCGGAUCUACUUUCUGAACAGUCGGGUGGGGCGUUAUGAGGCUGUGACUGAGGACCUAUAUAGCGCCAUCACAGAAGGAAGAGUGUGUCUAUGAGGCUUUGGAAAAACCCCAUAGAGCUACUGUUGCAUAGAAUACUAGAUUAUUAGAUAGAUAUUGGUGUUGACAGACACGCAGACUCUAAUGUACGCACACAGACUGACCGAUAAGUCAGCACACUUUUAGUAAGGGAUGGAUGUUUUAAUGGAUGAAUGUAUAUAUUGAUGGAUGGAUGGAUCCAUCGAUCAAUGUAUAGAUAGAUGGAUAGAUAAAAAGAAUGGAUGGAUGAACGGAGAGUUGGGUGGAUGGAUAUUCAUGAGUAGAUGAGUGAAAGGAAGGAUGGAUGGAGGGAUGGAUGGACGGACGGAUGGAAGGAUAGACGGAUGGAAGGAUGGAUGGACGGACCGAUGGAUGGAUGGAUAGACUGCAAGACGGACAAAGACAUAAGCUGAUGCACAGACUAACAGAAGUUACUGACUAACUGAGGUACUACGUAUGAAUGGAUGGAUGGAUGACUAGCCGUGUAAAUAGUUAAGAGAACCGGUAGAUUGAUAGGUGCACAUGCAAACCCACAGUUCAGGAUGGCUUGACUGACAAAAACCUAAUCACAAUAAUACAGACGGAUUAACAGAUAAAACCGACAUGAUGACUGACUAGAAUACCCGGAUGAACCAUAUCAGUUGUACGGACUGGCAGGUAAACUUUGAAACACACACACACACAGAUAAAAAAAUUGUUUGUGUGACAGGGCUAUUUUUGCUAUCUAGAGAUUUCUGUGUGAUUGAUUAUAUGUGUGUAGUGAAGAGAUAUCCGGGGGGGGGGAGGGAGAUGUCUCCAGCAUAUUCUGCCCCCUCCCCCCCUAGGUCUCUGGGAAUCCAUACUGUGAAGACAUUUUCU